AUGCCUCUUGCAGCGCGCACUGUACUGGUGACUGGUGCAUCCCGUGGCCUUGGGCUGACCUUCGUCAAACAGCUGAUCAAGCUUCCGUCUCCGCCCGAGGUUAUCAUAGCAACAUGCCGUAAUCCCAGCGGGGCGUCAGAGCUACAGGCUUUGUCCCAGGCCAACAGUUCAGUCAAGGUGGUGAAGCUGGACGUGGAGAAAGAUGAGGACAUUGAGGAAUGUGUGAAGACAACGACAUCCGCAGUCGGGGAGAAAGGCCUCUCUCUACUCAUCAACAACAGCGGCAUCUUUGAACCUGUGGGCACUAAGUCCAGGGAUGUGGAUGUGAGCAAAGGCAAGGAUGACCACGAGAAGGGACAUCUGACGGUCACUAAGCUGUUUGGGGGAAGCCUUGAGGACCAAUCACGUGCUCUGAUGCAGAAGCAUUUCAACGUGAAUGUUACAAGCCCAAUCAUUCUGGUUCAAAAGUUACUUCCCUUGUUAAAAAAGGCAGCGGCACAGAAGUCGAGUGAUCCUCUCAGCUGUAGCCGUGCCGGUGUCGUCAACAUCUCCGCUCUGCUAGCGUCACAGGACUUCACACAAAACUAUAGGGGAGGAGUAAGCUUACACUAUAAAUGCUCUAAGACAGCUCUAAACAUGGCGACCAUUAUGCUUGAUCAUGAGCUACGAGAUGCUGGGAUACUCGUGACGUCUAUACAUCCAGGCUGGGUGAAGACAGACAUGGGCACUGAUCUGGGUCAUAUGACUGCAGACGAGAGUAUAGCUGCAUGUCUGGACACCAUGGCCAAAGCAGACGUGAAGUCAGCGGGAAAGAUGCUAAACUUUGAUGGAAAUGUUCUUACAUUCUGAUUUUGUUACUGUUACUGAAACUGCUCCUUCCCCAAUGCGAAUGUGUUUCAUGUAUAUAUAAUCAAGUCCUCAGAGUAAGACAAAUUAGUCGUACAUCAUGUCCCUUUUCAAAAUGCUGUACAGCAGAGUCUUAACAUUAACCCUAUCCGUACACCCUGGGGUCAUUUUGUACCCCUGGGGUUGUAUUUUUCACACUUUAGAAUACUUCUAGUAUGAAAAUCUC
This is a messenger RNA of Aplysia californica (California sea hare), 1072 nucleotides long. RefSeq lists its product as uncharacterized. NCBI's taxonomy places the organism in Eukaryota, Metazoa, Mollusca, Gastropoda, Aplysiida, Aplysiidae. The record is from RefSeq and is a predicted model, not a curated record.